This is a messenger RNA of Emericellopsis atlantica, 3585 nucleotides long. RefSeq names its product ATP-dependent DNA helicase mph1. The transcript has 2 exons. The record is from RefSeq and is a predicted model, not a curated record. Gene Ontology annotation, biological process: interstrand cross-link repair; double-strand break repair via synthesis-dependent strand annealing; replication fork reversal. The coding region runs from base 478 to 3585 and encodes 1035 amino acids. Gene Ontology annotation, molecular function: ATP binding; 3'-5' DNA helicase activity; four-way junction DNA binding. NCBI's taxonomy places the organism in Eukaryota, Fungi, Ascomycota, Sordariomycetes, Hypocreales, Bionectriaceae.
CGACGCAGCCUGAGCCUGGCCGCCUUUCUCAGACAGUCACUCAGUCAGACACCUGUGCCUCAGAUUAGAAGCAGAAUCAAAGAGCCUCCAACAAAGCCCUCUUGACAAAUUCAAAAAAUGAUAAAUGCGCCGCCGUCCCCGAGUGCCAAUUUACUUCCGCAGAAGAUUAGGCAUUAGCAACUGCAAUUGCCUGCCUGCACGCAAAAGAUGGCCAAAACUUCCAGACAAUCCAGAUCACGUGGGAUCGCGUUUUGGCUCCGCCCGAGCGUUGGGGGCAGCUGCGUCGGCAGUCGCGACUGGGGACACUUUACGCGUUGCUUCAACCGCACGCUCAGUUCCAAGACGUCUUCUGACCACGCUUUCGCACACGACUACUUAUGACUUGAUGACUUUCAAAAAACUCCUGAUAUGACUACAGCAUCAUGCAUGCAACAUUGGCUUGACCGCUGUUUCGAAUAAGCACGUACUAUUGCCAUCAUGGAUAGUGAUGAGUUCGAUGAUGGCCUAGCGGACGAGGAUCUUGUUGCUGCGCUUGAACGCUCAUCGCAACCCCGUAUAGCGCUAUCAUCUGGCACAGAAGUCAACGAUCUGACAAAAGUCGCCCACCGGCGACCCCAGAAAGAGAACCGCGACUAUUUUCAUGACCUUCCAUCGGACGCCUUCUUCUCGCCAGAGUCUUCACCACGCGUGCAUGAGGUCCAAGUGCAGCAAGAGAAGGCAUCGACAACUUUUCGAAAUGGACUCUCGAGGAGCAGUUCAGGCAAUUUCCGCCAGACAACCUUGUUCGGUUCAGAAGCUAGCUCUGAGGCCCUCCGUGCUACGCCAUCCCAACCAGCAAACAGGGCAUUUAGAGCCGAUCUCCCUCGCGAGGAACCCACCCAUCAUGCAAUCAACAGAGAGGCCAUGAGGACCUGGGUGUAUCCGACCAACCUCGGGGCCAUUCGCGACUACCAGUUCAGCAUUGUUAAGAAUAGCCUGUUCAACAACACACUAGUCGCUUUGCCGACAGGAUUAGGCAAGACUUUUAUUGCAGCAACGGUCAUGCUCAACUACUACCGUUGGACCAAGGACGCCAAAAUCGUCUUCGUGGCGCCGACAAAGCCUCUUGUUGCCCAGCAAGUUGACGCCUGCUACAACAUCGCAGGAAUUCCUCGAUCUGAGACGACUUUACUCACCGGUGAUAUCCCACCAGUCUUACGAGUUGAUGAAUGGAAAGAAAAACGGGUAUUCUUCAUGACGCCGCAGACACUGCUGAACGAUAUUUCACAUGGAUAUGCAGACCCGAAAAGCAUCGUCCUCCUGGUCAUUGACGAAGCGCAUCGUGCGACAGGAGAGUACGCAUACGCCAAGGUCACCAAAAAGAUCCGAUGCUUCUCCAAAAGCAUGCGUGUUCUAGCUCUGACUGCCACACCUGGAUCCAAAGUCGAAACAGUGCAAGAGGUGAUUGACAACCUGGGAAUAUCACACUGCGAAAUCCGCACCGAGAACUCCAUCGACAUUCGGCAGUAUGUUCAUUCGCGCAACAUUGAGCAAGUUGUCCUCGAUCCCUCUUACGAAAUGACCCACGUGUCCGAGCUCUUUGUGAAAGCGUUGAAGCCUCUGACCGAAAAGCUCACCGCCCAAAACAUCUGGUACGGGCGAAAUCCAAUGGCGCUCACUUCCUUCGGUCUUAUGCAGGCGCAGAAAGAAUGGUUCGCGGCACGAGGCAGAUCCGCAAACCAGGGAGUUCAGUUCAUGAUGCGGGCUGUCUUUAGUGUCCUGACUGGAAUCGCGCAUUCGAUCAAAUUGUUCAACUUUCAUGGUAUCAGGCCCUUCUACGACAACCUCAAGGACAUGCGGAGCGAGCAAGAGGACAGAGGGGAGAAAGGCUCAAAAUACAAGCGCCAGCUCGUAGAGGAUAAGAACUUCCAAGAGAUGAUGAGCACCAUUGAGAAAUGGCUGCGCACCGAUGGCUUUGUCAGUCAUCCCAAGCUCACUGCACUGUCCGAGCAUGUUCUCAACCACUUCAUGGACAAUGGCGAGACCACACGUGUCAUUGUGUUCAGCGAGUAUCGCGACUCUGCGGAAGAUGUGGUCCGGACAUUGAACAAGCACAGACCUUUGAUACGCGCGAGAGUAUUCGUCGGCCAAGCAGACGGGAAAAGGGGAGAGGGUAUGAAGCAGGCAGAGCAGAUCAACGCCAUCAAGAAGUUCAAAGACGGCGAGUUCAAUGUUCUGGUUGCAACAUCCAUUGGCGAGGAAGGUUUGGAUAUCGGCCAAGUGGAUUUGAUUGUCUGCUACGAUUCGUCGGCCUCGCCAAUCCGCAUGCUGCAGAGGAUGGGCCGUACAGGCCGUAAACGCGCAGGCAACAUUGUUCUCUUACUGAUGAGAGGGAAAGAGGAGGAGCAGUUUGCCAAGUCAAAGGACAAUUACGAAAAGAUGCAGACUCUCAUCUGCGAGGGCAGUCGGUUCAAUUUUCGAUUCGACUUGUCGACAAGAUUUGUCCCCAGAGACAUUCGACCAGAGGUCGACAAACGACACGUUGACAUUCCUGUUGAGAAUACGCAAGAUCCCUCACUCCCUGAACCAAAGAAGCGCAAGGUUCCCUUGGGCAAGAAAAAGCCCCCCAAGAAAUUUCACAUGCCGGAUGGAGUCGAGACCGGCUUCAAGAAGCUAUCCGACUUUGUACGACCUAACGGGUCGACGGUAAAGAAGACGGCGAAGAAAGCAAACCUGGAGUUAGAGGACCUUGCGAGCAAUCCAGACUUGUCUCGAGUGGUGCUCACGGACGCUCAGCUCAAAGAGCUGAACCGUACCUACAGAGAUCUACCUUUCCACCAAGACGCGGUCGAGGAAGCGUCAUUGCCGAGCAUGACGAGCCAUCCGCAAUUGCAGCGAGAACUAAGACCAACUUGCAGGCUGGGGCAUGGUCAUCUAACGAAGGCAUGUGUUAGUCUACUCCAGAAGAUGGCCGAGCCAGGGAACCUUGCAAGGUGGCGGGACGGGCACGACACGAGCAACUUUAGGGAACUCCCCGUCAAAGACUUUGUCGAUUCGAGCGACGAGGAUCUCCCCGAGAUUGUGUCAGCCACAUCUGUGCGUCGAGCCGCUGGUGCUACACGGGCUCCAAAGCGGACAGCUUCCGACGCCUCUGGCCUCCGGGCAAAGAGGAGGAAGACGCCGGCCAAUGCAGGAAAGAAAAACAAGGAUGAGGACAGUGAGAACGAAGGAUUGACACGACGAAUUCGGAAAUCCAAAGCAAAGGGCAAGAAGAAGAAGGCUGUGUCAAACCGCGCCGGGAUCAACAGUGAUGAAAUUGGCGACGAUUGCGAGCGAGAGAGUGAUAUGAUGGACACGGAUGGUUCUGACAAGGGUGAGGACCUCGAAGACUUCGUCGUGUCUGAUAACGAGGUGCCUUCAAGUCAUCCUGAACCAGAGUCACCGUUGUUGGCAACUAAGAAACGUGGUCGAGCAAAGGAAGUCAGGAGUCCGGACACUGACGUGUCAGACUUGAAAGAAUUGGUGAGCCCCGUGGCAAGAGAUGCGGCGGCAGCGAAGCGCAAUGGGCGGUCGCGGCGGGUGAUUGACAGUGAUGAAGAUGAUUGA